AUGCCUAACUUCACCGAUGGUAAUGACGACAUUGAUGAUUUUUUACGUAGGUUUGAGAAAUUAGCAGGUUUGCAAGGAUGGGAUCCUAAUGACUACCAUGUUUAUCUCGGUUCACUCUUGGGAGGUAAGGCCUUGCAAAUUUACGUAAGUUUGCCAGACGAUGUCUUGAAAGAUUAUAGACAAUUAAAAGAUGCAUUGUUGAAGGCAUAUAACGUUGACGCAGACUCCUAUCGUAAAAAGUUCAAAGAAAGUAAAGCGGGUGAAGACGAAACUUACGUUCAGCUAAUUACGAGAAUGACCCAGUAUUUAGAUCACUGGUUAAUAAUGAGUGAUGUGGAGAGGGAGUAUAACUCGUUGUUCGACUUUUUGAUACGCGACCAGCUGUUGAGUAACUGCCCUCUUGACCUUCGCAUCUUUCUCAAAGAACGAACGUUCGUUAGCACAGUGGAAAUGGCCCAAGCAGCGGAUAGGUUUCGUUGCGCCCAUAGAGCUGUCAAAAGUCUUAAAACGCCUGUUAAAGACAACGCUGCUUUCAAGAAAGACCCGAAUGUUUCCCUUAAGGAUGUGAUUUGUCACCAUUGUUCUAAGGCGGGUCACAUACGUCCUUCUUGUCCCGAACUUAAAUUCUCGAAAUCUAAGACUUUUCAGACAGUAAAUGCUGCAUUUGAGGCUGACAUAAAUUACGAUCAGGGUAUUACGUGUGAAGGAUCGUUGUAUGGCAAGCCGGUAAAUGUACUUUUUGAUUCAGGUUGCUCGUCAAUUAUAGUGAAGGAAUCGCUCGUGCCCGCCUCCGUCAAGCGAGGAAAGGUAGUUACACUAUAUGACUACCUGGGGGAGCGGCGCGAAUUCCCCACCGCACGUUGUUUGAUUAAGAGUAAAUUCCUGAAUGGAUGGUUUAACGUCGUGGUCGCUCCGAUAAAAUUCACGGAUAUCCUCGUCGGUAUAGUGCCUGGUGUCAAAGUGUCGAGCGUGAACAUACCGAGUAUAAAAGUAACCGAAACACCUCAGAGGAGCGAUGUUAAUGCUGUCGCGACGCGGGCCGCCAAAGCGAAGGAAAAUAUCGGUCCUGAUAAAUUAAUAGUUCCUAAUUUUAAAUUUGAGAACGUCUCGAAACAAGAUUUCAUAGAUGCUCAGUCUUCCUGCCCUUCUCUAGAACACAUUCGUUCUAAAGAAAUAAGUAAAACCAUUGUCACUGUAAAAAGUCGCUCGACUGCAGAAAAAAUCUUCCUCGAAUUCUUUUGGCCAGGAGCAGACGCAGAGAUCAAACGCUACUGUCGCUCUUGUCAUGCUUGCCAGAAAACCGUUCCUAAGGGCAAGAUCAGAAAGGCGCCUAUGGUUCAGAUGCCAAUCAUUAGCGAACCGUUUUCCCGAGUGGCGAUUGAUAUCGUCGGGCCGAUCUCCCCGCCCUCUAGCCGAGGCCACAAGUACAUGCUGACCUUGGUUGACAUGGCCACCCGAUUUCCCGAGGCAGUUCCACUGAGAAAUAUAGAUUCGGUAACUGUUGCUGAAGCGUUGUUAACUAUUUUCGCUCGCGUGGGAAUGCCGAAAGAGAUUCUUUCUGAUCGUGGUACUCAGUUUAAGUCUGAUUUGAUGGCAGAGAUCAACCGACUGCUUUCUAUUCAAGCAUUAUAUACUAGUCCGUAUCACGCUUGUUGUAAUGGCACCGUCGAACGGUUUCACGCAGUAUUAAAAGCGAUGUUGAAAAAGCUCUGCAGCGAGCGACCUCAUGACUGGGAUCGUUAUAUCCCAUCUGUCUUGUUUGCGUAUCGGGAGAUUCCCCACGAUACGCUUAAAUUUAGUCCAUUCGAGUUACUGUACGGCCGUAAA
This is a messenger RNA of Penaeus indicus, 1827 nucleotides long. RefSeq lists its product as uncharacterized. The record is from RefSeq and is a predicted model, not a curated record. The annotation marks the transcript as partial. Gene Ontology annotation, molecular function: nucleic acid binding; zinc ion binding. The transcript has 2 exons. NCBI's taxonomy places the organism in Eukaryota, Metazoa, Arthropoda, Malacostraca, Decapoda, Penaeidae. Gene Ontology annotation, biological process: DNA integration.